Messenger RNA from Pelodiscus sinensis (Chinese soft-shelled turtle), 3089 nucleotides. RefSeq names its product dual specificity phosphatase 7 (gene DUSP7). Gene Ontology annotation, cellular component: cytoplasm; cytosol. Gene Ontology annotation, biological process: peptidyl-tyrosine dephosphorylation; negative regulation of MAPK cascade. NCBI's taxonomy places the organism in Eukaryota, Metazoa, Chordata, Testudines, Trionychidae. The record is from RefSeq and is a predicted model, not a curated record. Gene Ontology annotation, molecular function: MAP kinase tyrosine/serine/threonine phosphatase activity; MAP kinase tyrosine phosphatase activity; protein tyrosine/threonine phosphatase activity.
AUGUCUGAUCUCUCGCUGCUGCUGCUCGACUGCCGCCCCCACGAGCUCUUCGAGUCCUCGCACAUCGAGACGGCCAUCAACCUGGCCAUCCCGGGCCUCAUGCUGCGCCGCCUGAAGAAGGGCAACCUGCCCUUCCCCUCCAUCAUCCCCAACCACGAGGACAAGGAGCGCUUCGCCAAGCGCUGCAAGGCGGACACCGUGCUGCUCUACGACGAGGCCACGGCCGAGUGGCAGCAGGACAACGGCGCCCCCAGCUCCGUCCUGGGGCUGCUGCUGCAGAAGCUGCGGGACGACGGGUGCAAGGCGUAUUACCUAAAAGGCGGCUUCAACAAAUUUCAGACUGAAUAUUCUGAGCAUUGUGAGACCAACCUUGACAGCUCCUCACCCAGCAACUCUCCGCCUGCAUCUGUCCUCGGCCUUGGAGGACUAAGGAUCAGCUCCGAUUGCUCCGAUGGCGAGUCUGACAGGGAGCCAAGCAGCGCCACGGAGUCUGACGGGAGCCCAAUCCCUAACAACCAGCCUGCCUUCCCUGUCCAGAUCCUACCCUACUUGUAUCUGGGUUGUGCCAAAGAUUCUACCAACUUAGAUGUCUUGGGCAAAUACGGCAUCAAGUACAUCCUGAAUGUGACUCCCAACCUGCCAAACAUGUUCGAGCACAAUGGAGAGUUUAAAUACAAGCAGAUUCCCAUCUCUGAUCACUGGAGUCAGAAUCUCUCGCAGUUCUUUCCUGAGGCCAUUGCUUUCAUCGAUGAGGCCCGUACCAAGAAAUGUGGUAUCCUGGUUCACUGCCUCGCUGGCAUCAGCAGGUCUGUCACCGUCACGGUUGCCUACCUGAUGCAAAAAAUGAACUUGUCCCUGAAUGACGCCUAUGACUUUGUGAAGAGGAAAAAGUCAAAUAUUUCCCCAAACUUUAACUUCAUGGGCCAGCUCCUGGACUUUGAGAGGACUCUGGGGCUGAACAGCCCAUGUGACAACCGCUCCCCCAGCGAGCAGCUGUACUUCACCACCCCCACCAAUCACAACCUGUUCCAGCUGAACACCUUGGAGUCCACAUGAAGGGGGUUUUGUUCGGUGGGGAACGCGAGCCUUGAAUAGCUUCUCUUGAGCAUUUCAAAUCUUAAAAAUAUGUAUCUUGCCAGGCAGCCUUGAAAGAACUAGUUUCUCCAAGGAAGAGGUGCCUGAUUGCUGCUUUAAAAAGGCGAAGGCCGUUUAUUAGUAUCCUGAUGCUAAUCAAAGUGGAUCAAAGAGUAGUCUCUUUACAGGGGUUAUUUAACAGGGGGGAUCUCGUGGUGUUCAGAGCGCAGCUGUGAUCGGCAAUAACUGCUUUCCUGGGUGCGUUGAGACUGGCACGCUCACGUAAACACGCGCAAAGCUACCGUCGUGGUAGUGUGCUCUGGAAAGUAGAGAAGACUUACGCACUUGGCAACCUUCAACGAAAGGUGUUGGCCCAAGACUGUUUUAAAAUCCACAUGUACUUCUUUUUUAAGGUAACCUUACUCCGAGUCUUGGGCUGCCACUGGUUUUAAAUAUGUACGUUCCUGACUGUCUGUACAGACAAGGUUGCAAAACCAGUAUUUUAUUCUGUCCUUGUUUGAUCUUUUUUUAAAAAAAAAAAAAUCAAAUGUUUAUAUUGACCAAAUGCAUUUUGCACACUUUGUGAAGCCUUGAGACAUCCUGGCACGUGACUGGGUACACCGGAGAGAGGCACCUGCUGCUGCACUUGCUAGCAUCUGGUAGGAAGCUCUGUUGUCUGUAAAGGCCGGUUGGUCUGAACCUCUCUGCCACUUCCACACUCACAAUCACAAACUGCACUGAAUCAGCCAAGGUGACUACAUUUUUUUUUUUUUUUUUUUUUAAAUCCUCCCCCACCACCACCAAAAAAACACUGUCUGUUGCCAGAGGUAAACCUGGUGUCAUCUCCAGUGUUGGUAGAAGCAUGUUCAAGGCUAGCUCUUGUUCUCUGCCGUAGGUUGAGCAAUGAUUCAUGUCAGCCAGCUGGCUUAAAGUCAUCCCAGCUUCCGAAGGAAGGCAAGUCCUUGUGAUGUUGGCACUUACCUCACACACUUAAUUUUUUGUGUGUGUGGGUGGGGUGGGGUGGGGAUGGAGUGCUACUGGUACGCCAAAGGCCUGGAGCAGAACAGAGCUUUUCCGGCAUGACGCUACGGCGGGGGCAUGCGCAAACCGUGGAAAUGUGUGAAAUAAGGAUGGGAGCGUUGAAAAAAACUGGCGAAUGAUGAGACUUUCGGAGCGCUGGACAAAGGUUCUGAUGGGUUUCCUUUUUUUCCCAAUAACUUUUUGCCGUGCCUUCUAGAGGGAGAAGACUUGUUGGUGUUUCUGGCUGAUGUUUGGCGAAGGCCUCGCACGCUGAAGAAGUGGUACUAACGUCUGGGAGGCAGGCAGAACGGAUGUGGAGGUUUCUUUUAUAUUGGCUGCAAUGUAGUCUUUCCCUCCUCCUCACCACCUCCUCCUCCACUAGAAUGCUCAAGUAACUUUAAAAAAAAGAAAGAGAAAGCCACGGAAUUUUUUCUAAAUAUCCAGGUUUUUGUACUUUUUUCAAAAAAAAAAAAAAAAAAAAUCCUCCAUGUGGAGGAAUGUUCAAUGCUGUCACAUCAUGAUUUCUUUUUUUUUUUGUUAAAGAUCUUACCAGAAUGUUGGAAUGAUUUUUUUUUGGGUUGGUUGUUUUUUGUUUGUUUUUUGUAACCAUUUUGGGAUCGUGGGUCAUCAGGGAAGGGAGAAUGGAUGUAAGUGUGGCUAUGAGUGAGCGAGCAAACUGAGAAUAUCCUAAUUGCGUUUUACCUCAUGGAGGAACUUUUUUUUUUUUUUUUUUUCUUUUCAGGGAUCUUAGACAGUGCAUCUGCAUUGCAUUACAGCUAAGCUGGCUUAUAAAGGCUUCCUGUUCUGUAAGUGGUCUGUCUUCUUUAAAGGAAAAAAAAAAGACAUCCUCUGAUUAAUAGAAACGAGAGCUUGUUAGUGAGGGAUGGUUCUUUUGCUUUCUGAGCUAUGAAGGUAAAUUAAUGACCCUAUAUAUACUGAACCAAUAUUGGGACUUUUGUUUAUAUUGCAAAUAAAUAUUAUUUUUUCUUUAAAAA